AUGGAAGAGGACAAGGGCGGCCCCGCGACCGCCGGCGUUAGGGCUUCCUCCUCCUCCUCCCCCCCUCCUCCCGGCCCCACCACCCCCACCGCCUCCGGCCUCCUCGUCAACCCCCCAAAGCAGGCGUCACCGCCGCCCCCGGCGGCGGCCAGCCAGCGGCUGCGGUUCGCGGUGGAGCUGCGGCCCGGGGAGACCACCAUCGUCUCCUGGAAGAGGCUGCUCAGGGAUUCCGGCAAGGGGAGGAAUGCUUUCCCUCCGAGUGGGGCCGAACCGGCCUUCGGAACCCAUGCCGGACCGGCUACUGCGCCUGUGGAAAAUGAGCUAAAAGAUGCUGUACCACCUCCAAAUCGAUUUAGUGCGGUAAUUGAGAAGAUUGAACGCCUGUACAUGGGCAAACAUAGCAGUGAUGAGGAGGAUCUUGAUGAGGCUCCUGAUGAUGAUCAAUAUGACACUGAGGAUUCUUUCAUUGAUGAUGCUGAGUUGGAUGAAUAUUUUCAAGUUGACAAAUUGAGAACCAAAUACGAUGGAUAUUUUGUCAAUAAGGGGAAGUUAGAACAUGUUGAGCCUAUGGCAUCAUCUAAUGUGGCACCAAAGAAAAGGAGAAGAAAAGAUUCAACAAAAGUUCAUGGGAAAAGGGAUCAUCAACAUGGUCCCAAUGAAUCUGUAAAAAUGGGUAAUAUGCGAAUCAAGGCUGCUGCAAGGAAUGCACCGUUGGUGGGGAAGAAAUUAUCAAGCCCUGCUGAAGUUCUGGCUCUUCCAUAUUUUGAACAUUAUUAUGAGGAAAGCAAACCCGUAAAAAAUAAAUUAAAUGCCCCUGCGGGAUCCUACAGAAAAAGGUCUUCUGAUCUCACCGUGCAUUUGGAAAAUCCUCCAUCUGUAAAAGUACCAAACAAGGAUGUCCCAUCACUGCCCUUGGAAUCAAAGGAUUUUGAUAAACAUAAUGCUGGGGUGAUGCCACCUAAUGACCUUGCUCAUAAAUCAAGAGGAACAAGCAACUCUUUUGAUCCCAUGUAUCAGGCAACUCAGGACAAAGGUGUUUCUUCUCAGGUUGAAUUUCAAUCCAGGAGAUUGCUGAAUGGUGAGAAUGAAGAACUAUCAGUUAAAAUACGGCGCAAGGAGAAAUACGGAACUGCUGAAUUUCCUGACACGAAUUCUUCUGGGAGCAUCUAUCCUAUGCAAGCAGAGCAACCAACAUUCAGAAGGAUGAAAGAAGGCUCCACUGUUAGACCGAAAGGCACAACACUUGAACGAGCCAUUCGGGACUUGGAAAAGAUAGUUGCAGAGUCCAGACCACCAAGUAUUGAUGUUCAGGAAAUGGAUCCUUCAUCUCAAGGAGUUAAAAGGAGACUUCCUCAGGAAGUAAAACAGAAACUUGCUAAAGUUGCAAGAUUAUCGGCAAGCCAAGGUAAAGUUUCAGAAGAUGAUUUAAUUGAUCGUCUUAUGGGUAUUCUUGGUCACUUGGUGCAACGGAAAACAUUGAAGAGGAACAUGAAGGAGAUGGUUGAAUUAGGUCUUUCGGCAAAACAACAGAAGGCUGAUAGAUUCCAACAAAUUAAAAAAGAAGUCCAUGAAAUGAUCAGAGCACGUGUCUUGAACAUGAAAUCUAAGGAUGCUUCAGCUGAUGAUUUCCAGGAAGUUAUCAGUAAUGUUGAAAGAAGAGCUCUAAAAGGAAAAUAUAGCAUGGAUGCUGCACUAGAAGACAAGAUCUGUGAUCUCUAUGAUUUAUAUGUUGAGGGGAUGGAUGAAGAUAAGGGCCCUCAAAGCAGGAAGCUCUAUGUUGAGCUUGCAGAGUUGUGGCCCCAUGGUUAUAUGGAUAAUGUUGGAAUUAAAGAUGCUAUAUACAGAUCGAAGGAGCGAAAGAGGGGGUUAUACAGGCCACAUAAGGUUCGUGAUGAGGAGAGGAUCAAGAGGAAAAAGUUGGCUGCAGCAGUUAGGGUAGAGACUAAUCCAGCUGGUCAAGUAUGGGCUGGACAAGAGAGACCAGUUACUGAUUCUACUGGACCAGUUCUCAUUUCUCCGGACAAGUUAGUAUCCAAUCAACCGCCUGCUUUAUUAGGCAGAAUUACUGAUCCUAUUCCACCUUCAAGUGAUUCUGGACAGCAACAUGGACUGAAAAAUCCUGACAAGGCGAGAGGAGGUAGCAUGGGCAUGAUCCCUGAGGAUGGCAGCAAAGCUGUUGUUGAUAUGAAAAAAAGGAUGAAGAGAAAGUCAGAAUCGGAGUUAGGGGACAUCCAUGUUCAUCCGCUUAAGGUUCCUUUGCAGCAUGCCAAGGAAAGGCAAAAAUCCCAAAAGCUUACGGAUGACACAAAUGUUAGUCAGCAGCCUAAGCCAACCAUUCCACUACCUGGACUUCCAGAUUCUGACCAUGCAAGCUGAUUCUGAUUCAUCAUAGCAUUACAGAAUUACAUGUUAAUUAUGAGUUUAGUUGUUUUCUUUUGUUUCGCACCCAUGAUCAUCGAACAGAAAGAUGGUCUUCAUAUGCCCCUUCCUGCUGGUUCUUUUCUGAGCAUACCAUUUAAUGUAAUGCAGAUUGCCUUUCCAAUAUUAACAUGAGUAGAUCUAUGGCCAUCUCUAUUUUGCUUCCAA
Molecule: messenger RNA, 2586 nt
Organism: Elaeis guineensis (African oil palm)
Lineage: Eukaryota; Viridiplantae; Streptophyta; Magnoliopsida; Arecales; Arecaceae
Product: ubinuclein-1-like
Biological process (GO): chromatin organization
Cellular component (GO): nucleus
Source: RefSeq, a predicted model, not a curated record